AUGCUGACGUGCAACCAGCUGGCACAAGUCGGUUUCAAGGUGGACGACACGUGGAUGUGCAGUUUGCUACUCAAGGGGCUUCCGAAGAGGUACGACCCAAUGAUUUUGGGUUUGGAGUCGUCCGGCGUGGCUCUGACAGCGGAUAUGGUGAAAGCUAAAACCAUGCAGGACGUCAAGGUCACAAGCGGCUCGAAAUCGUCCGAAAACGAUGCUUGGACACUUUGCGUCGGAGUGCCAAGCGAGAAGAAGAAAGAGAAGUGUGGAACCCAGAAAGAACAUGCAGCUUAUUUCGCUGCCCAAGCUGUGCAGUCAACGGAGCGGAACGAUAGCGACUGGUUCUUCGAUUCUGGUGCUACCACCCACUUGUGCCGGAACAAGAAGAUGCUGGAAAAUCCGCUGGACAUGUCGGCGAGGAUCAAAGUAGCCAACAACGCGGAAGUAGCCGUUGUAGCGAAAGGAUCGGUGAAGCUGGAGGCGGAUUGCGGCGAAACGACUUGGGACCUCACGAUGAGCGACGUGCUUUGCGUUCCGGAUCUGGCGAUUAAUUUUCUUUCCGUAAGCAAGCGCGUGGCGUAUACGGUGAAUGUGAUGGCUCGUUUCCAACGGCAAGCGAUGGAUGGAGCUCACAGCCCACCUCUACCAUCGACCGCAUCAAAGUCGGCUAUUCAUUCGAACCAUGCUGCAGCAACGCAACAACCCGCCCUUUUCGAUGGUGAUUAA
Messenger RNA from Aedes albopictus (Asian tiger mosquito), 720 nucleotides. RefSeq lists its product as uncharacterized. The record is from RefSeq and is a predicted model, not a curated record. The transcript has 3 exons. NCBI's taxonomy places the organism in Eukaryota, Metazoa, Arthropoda, Insecta, Diptera, Culicidae. The coding region runs from base 1 to 720 and encodes 239 amino acids.